AUGACCAUCCUCGCGGAACAUGAAACGCAAGAGCUCCAGCGCAAGAUCGAGCGCUUGAGCAACGCCCUCGCAACCCCUAAACAAGGCCUGGAGUGGGAGCAGCAGUUCCGCAUUGACACUGACCUUCAAGGCAUCAAGUCACUGCUCUCUCAGAAGCGCUCAAGCCUGUCGUACUCCCACCUCCCCGACUGGCAGCAGAACGAAGUGCUCGCGGCGCUUACGCAAGUCGAGACUUCCUCCUACGUCUUCUCCAUCGUCAAGGGAUCCGUCGAAAAGGUCUUGAAGUCCACCAUGGACGAGAUCUGGAAGGGAAGAAUCUUCAACGGCCCCUCUGGUGCUGCUCUGCAGGCCGCUGUCGACUGGAUCGACAAGAAGGACAUUCUCAACGCUGUGUAUCAGAGAGCUAGCCUCGAGGCACUCGACUCCGAAGAAGCCAUCAAGAAGCACAUCGUCGCAGCCUUUGCCGGACUGGUCCAGAGAGAACUCGUCAAGUCGGUUGACAACAUGCCCGGAUACUAA
Messenger RNA from Aureobasidium namibiae CBS 147.97, 519 nucleotides. RefSeq lists its product as uncharacterized. NCBI's taxonomy places the organism in Eukaryota, Fungi, Ascomycota, Dothideomycetes, Dothideales, Saccotheciaceae. The coding region runs from base 1 to 519 and encodes 172 amino acids. The transcript is spliced from 2 exons. The record is from RefSeq and is a predicted model, not a curated record.